GAGGGGUCCGCUGGCUGGGCUGAGCAGAACCAAUAAGGAAAGUGAAGGGGUUGGUUUGCCAGUUCUCACGCCCCACCCUCCGAUGCUGCUGGAGGAAAGUUUCGCUUAGAGAAGCUAGAGGAGCGAACAUGGCAGCUGGUAGGCGGCUUUGGUGUGCUUCUGCGACCGUGGCGAUGGCGCUGCUGCUCAUUUACCAGGUUCCCUCUGCCUCUGCCCAAAGAAAGAAGGAGAUGGUGUUAUCUGAAAAGGUUAGUCAGCUGAUGGAAUGGACCAAUAAAAGACCUGUAAUAAGAAUGAAUGGAGACAAGUUCCGGCGCCUCGUUAAAGCCCCACCAAGAAAUUACUCCGUUAUUGUCAUGUUCACUGCUCUCCAACUUCAUAGACAAUGUGUUGUUUGCAAGCAAGCUGAUGAAGAAUUUCAGAUUCUGGCAAACUCUUGGCGAUAUUCCAGUGCAUUUACCAACAGGAUAUUUUUUGCCAUGGUGGAUUUUGAUGAAGGCUCAGAUGUAUUUCAGAUGCUAAACAUGAAUUCUGCUCCAACUUUCAUCAACUUUCCUGCAAAAGGGAAGCCCAAACGAGGUGAUACAUAUGAGUUGCAGGUGCGGGGUUUUUCAGCUGAGCAGAUUGCCCGGUGGAUUGCAGACAGAACUGAUGUCAAUAUUAGAGUAAUUAGACCUCCAAAUUAUGCUGGUCCCCUUAUGUUGGGAUUGCUUUUGGCUGUUAUUGGUGGACUUGUAUAUCUUCGAAGAAGCAAUAUGGAAUUUCUCUUUAAUAAAACAGGAUGGGCUUUUGCAGCUUUGUGUUUUGUGCUUGCCAUGACAUCGGGUCAAAUGUGGAACCAUAUUAGAGGACCACCAUAUGCUCAUAAGAAUCCUCACACAGGACAUGUGAAUUAUAUCCAUGGAAGCAGUCAAGCCCAGUUUGUAGCUGAAACACACAUUGUUCUUCUGUUCAAUGGUGGGGUUACUUUAGGCAUGGUGCUUUUAUGUGAAGCUGCUACCUCUGACAUGGAUAUUGGGAAACGAAAAAUAAUGUGUGUAGCUGGUAUUGGACUUGUUGUGUUAUUCUUCAGUUGGAUGCUCUCUAUUUUCAGAUCUAAAUAUCAUGGAUAUCCAUACAGCUUUCUGAUGAGUUAAAAAGAAUUCCAGAGAUUUGUAGACACUGUGGUAAUGGAAACUGAAAAACAAAUAUGUGUGUAUUUGAAAAGAAGAAUGCAAUUUGUGUAUUUUAUAUUACCUCUUUUUUUCAAGUGAUUUAAAUAGUUGAUCAUUUAACCAAAGAUGUGUAGUGCCUUAACAAGCAAUUUCUUGUCAAAAUCGUGAAGUAUUUAAAAAUCACUCUCUUCUUAAACUUCCCUUCCCAGUUUUAUAAAACAUUUAAUUUUGUAUAAGUAAGUACAUUAUAAAGUUUAAAACUACUACAUUUUAAUUAGAACAAAGCUCACUACUAUUUCAGUUAACAUUUUGAUUAUCUGAUUUUAUAUUCUUUUCCAAAGUGGGGAAUAAAAGUUCUGACCAAGUAUUCCCACAUAUCCAUGCUACAGAUAACUGCAUCAGUAAUUCAUUCUUAGCUUUUCUAUGUUUGCAUGGAUGUGUAUAUUUUACACAUUUUUCCUUGUGGACUGAGAAAUAUGUACUUUAUGGUCUUUUGAAACUGGAACAUUAUUCUUGAAAAUACAGAUCUAGCCUUUAGAAAGAUUAGUCAAUCUUCUUUCUGCAUCAUUUCUACUGAAAUACAGUGCUAUCUAUGCUUCUUGAUAGCUGCAAAUAUUAAAAAUAUCUAAAUAUAGAAUUAUAAUUUCUGCAUGUCUAUAGUGUUCACUACCUUGUAUUUGGAAAGACUUCAGAUUCAUCCUAUACCCUUAAUUUCCUUUUAUUUAAAAUGACAUAUCUCUAAUAAUAAUAUACAUUAAUGCUAAAAGUCAGUGUCAUCUGGAUGCAGUGGCACACACCCCUAUAAUCCCAGUACUUGGGAGGCUGAGGCAGGAAGUUCAACCAUGAGUUCAAGGCCAGUUUGAAUUACAUACCAAGAUCUUGUCUCAAAUCCCUGUGAGUUUGAGGCCAGUUCAGUAAGUUGAAAGCCAGCACCCUAUCUUGCAACAAAAAAAGACAUUGUAACUUAUAUUCUAUGUUCUACAAUGUUUCUAAAAUUUGAAGAUUAACAUUUGUUUCCUUUUUUACCUAACAGAAGAAAUAGUCUCAGUAGGCUCAGUUGUGUUUAGGAAAAGGAUUUCCUUGAAAUAGGAAAAAAAUCAUUUGUUACCUGUGUACAGAAAUUGAAUGUUUCUUGGUUUAUUCUAUCUUUGCUAUGACUUUAGCCUUUUUUCCUCUCUUGUUAAGUAGAGAAAGCCAGCACAGUCGCAUGUACCUGUCCCAGAUGCUCCCAGAUACUUAAUGAUCUGAAGUAGGAAGAUGUUUGGGGACAGGUUGUUUGUUUUUAGUUUGCUUUGGUUUUUGAUGUUGUUGCUUUGGUACUGGGGAUCAAACUCGA
Messenger RNA from Fukomys damarensis (Damara mole-rat), 2490 nucleotides. RefSeq names its product magnesium transporter 1 (gene Magt1). The record is from RefSeq and is a predicted model, not a curated record. Gene Ontology annotation, cellular component: oligosaccharyltransferase complex. Lineage: Eukaryota; Metazoa; Chordata; Mammalia; Rodentia; Bathyergidae. The transcript has 10 exons. Bases 129 to 1136 code for a protein of 335 amino acids.